CAUACUGUGGAAUUACGAGUCUACUACAUGCAUGCCCUAACAACUCAAAAGGCAGUUUGCGAAAGAUAAAUAUCAUUUCGAGACAAGAUAUCCAAUGCUUACAUUAUUUUGAAGUGUAGGGGAUAUGGUACAAAACCGUGACUGUAAACUCUAGUGUGUACAGUACUUGAGGUUUGCCUGGAAGGCACUUACGUCUGCAUGGUCUUUAAGGGAGAGGAAAGACGACUAGCCACACAUUCGCUGAUCAACGAGCAACAUACAACCGAUUAUCGAACGCAGUAUUUGCCGAUGAUAACUAAAAGAGAAGUUUAGUUUUUUUUGUGUGUGUGAUUUGUAAUUUAGUGAAGUGGACAGUGUGAUAAUUGAUCGACAUGGAAGAACCGUCUUAUACUCCACAUUUAAAAAAAGUUUUAAAGAGUUAUCAGGCCGCUGCGCCGGCUAGCUUACAAGGACCUGAUACUUUCAUGGCUACGUGGGAUACUGCAGGGACAGCGGAAAAAAACCGAUGUACGGUUACACAUCCCAAGUUAGAUAUUUCGGGAAAUAGCUCACCAUCUGUUUCUCCUGUUGUAAAAUCUGUACCAAAUGAAUCGUCUGAAUCUUAUUAUGAACCUUUUCUGAUGCCUCCCCCUUUCCCCAUUCAGCUACCUCCAAUUUUUACACCACCGGAUCGCAGCCGCUGCGAAAGAUCUGAAACCAUCUUGGAAGGAGAAAACAUUUCAUGUUUCAAUGUGGGUGGUGAAAAUCGACUCUGUCUACCGCAGAUAUUGAACACUGUUCUCAAGGAUUUCAGUUUACAACAGAUCAACAGUGUUUGUGACGAACUUCAUAUUUUCUGUUCUCGUUGCACUCCAGAACAACUAGAGAUUCUGAAAGUUACAGGCGUUUUGCCCCUUAAUGCGCCUAGCUGUGGCCUCAUCACAAAAACGGACGCUGAAAGACUAUGUUCAACUUUGCGAUACGCAGUUUUACCACAAGCAGAGAGUGGUGUUCGGGAAAAGCAUUUGCUUAAAUUCCGAAUUGUACACCGAUGUUUCGGAAAGUGCGCGGGGGUGCUUGUCCCUGACCUUUACACCACUCCUUCAGCUAGGUGCAUUGAAUGCACGGAGUGCCACGGGGUUAUGAGCCCCGAGAUCUUUGUUUGCCACGCACAUCAUGCAAAAGAAAAUCGCACGUGCCACUGGGGGUUCGAUUCUUCUAAUUGGCGGGCUUAUGUAACGAUAGCCAAGGACGAAGAAAACAGAGAGAAACUAACACAACAUCUGGAAGACGUUAAAGCCAGAUUUGAGCACACGCACAACCGGAAGAGGAAACAACCGGUCCAGGGGCUUUGACCAAAGCCAUAAAUCCACAGA
Molecule: messenger RNA, 1355 nt
Organism: Limulus polyphemus (Atlantic horseshoe crab)
Lineage: Eukaryota; Metazoa; Arthropoda; Merostomata; Xiphosura; Limulidae
Product: ski oncogene-like
Exons: 2
Coding region: 372-1334 (320 amino acids)
Biological process (GO): negative regulation of BMP signaling pathway
Cellular component (GO): nucleus
Molecular function (GO): DNA-binding transcription factor activity, RNA polymerase II-specific; SMAD binding; RNA polymerase II cis-regulatory region sequence-specific DNA binding
Source: RefSeq, a predicted model, not a curated record